Molecule: messenger RNA, 473 nt
Organism: Pocillopora meandrina
Lineage: Eukaryota; Metazoa; Cnidaria; Anthozoa; Scleractinia; Pocilloporidae
Source: the annotation of a GenBank genome assembly
CUGUCCGAACAGCUUCGCCGUUGCCUAAAACAACAAGGCGUACGCGCUGUUUUCAAGUCGGAGACUACGCUAAGAUCUCAGUUGGUACGACCAAAAGACGCUGUCGACCUGGCUAAACAAGAUGGCGUAGUUUACAGGAUUCUCUGUGAAUGCGGCAAGGUGUACAUCGAAGAGACUGGAAGACCUAUGCAGACAGAAUUUAGGAGCACGAUCGAGACAUUCGAUUCGCCCGUACCGAGACCUCCGCCGUUUCAGAGCAUGGCCACAACACCGGACACAAGCCACUCUGGAACGAAGUAAAGUUUAUUGAUCGUGACCCAUAUCACUACAUGCGCAGGGUCAAAGAGGCAAGUCAUAUAAGACUUCACCCUAACAACUUAGUGGAUAGUGGAAUAGAAAUUUUAGAAGCGUGGAAACCCACGAUAAAAAAAAACACAACAACAGGAGAGCCGUGCCGUGCCGUGUAUCAUUGA